UUAAGCGCGCGAGGCUGACGAAUGGUGGACACGGUUCUGUUCGAGCUUCUACACACGGAGAUGGUGGCGGAGCUCUGCACGCACGACCCUGACCUCGACCCCGGCCCCGGGGGACAGAAGAUGAACCUGUUGGUCCUGGAGGGCAUGGGCUUCCGAGUGGGCCAAGCCCUGGGUGAGAGGCUGCCCCGGGAGAUGUUGGCCUUCAGGGAGGAGCUGGACGUCCUCAAGUUCCUGUGCAAAGACCUGUGGAUGGCCGUGUUCCAAAAGCAGAUGGACAGCCUCCGCACCAAUCACCAGGGGACCUACGUCCUACAGGACAACAGCUUCCCCCUGCUCGUCCGGAUGGGCUCAGGCCUGCAGUAUCUGGAGGAAGCACCUAAGUUCCUGGCCUUCACCUGCGGCCUCCUGUGUGGCACCCUCAGUACCCUGGGCAUCAAGAGUCUGGUCACCGCCUCUGUGGCAGCUCUGCCAGCCUGUAAGUUCCAGGUGGUGAUCCAGAGAUUCUGAGGAGCCCCAGGCCCCCAGCCCCAGCUGAGUCUCACAGCUGCCCGGGCCCACGAACCCCGCCGGGCCACUGCUAGGGAAUCCCAGGCUCUGGCAGUGACAAGCAAGGCAGGGGGUCCAGUCACUUCAGGGCAUCAUACAUGCUCAACAAAUGGAUGUCACAAGGAGGUCGGGGGUAUCGCAGGGCAGGGUGAUCCCAGCCACCAUCGGGCCUGGUAUGGAGAGAUCCCAUUAGACACCUCACUCACGGCAGAUGCUCAAUAAAGGUUCCGUGUGUGGAGACAAGUUCAA
Miniopterus natalensis is the source of this 795-nucleotide messenger RNA. It is a transcript of the gene TRAPPC6A, whose product is annotated as trafficking protein particle complex subunit 6A. Lineage: Eukaryota; Metazoa; Chordata; Mammalia; Chiroptera; Miniopteridae. The record is from RefSeq and is a predicted model, not a curated record. Gene Ontology annotation, cellular component: TRAPP complex; cis-Golgi network; trans-Golgi network. Gene Ontology annotation, biological process: regulation of GTPase activity; endoplasmic reticulum to Golgi vesicle-mediated transport.